Molecule: messenger RNA, 633 nt
Organism: Brassicogethes aeneus
Lineage: Eukaryota; Metazoa; Arthropoda; Insecta; Coleoptera; Nitidulidae
Source: the annotation of a GenBank genome assembly
AUGGAUGACGAAGCCGAAACCUACAAAUUAUGGAGAAUCCGUAAGACGGUUAUGCAGUUGUGCCACGAUAGAGGUUAUUUAGUCACACAAGAUGAGUUGGAUCAAACUUUGGAUCAGUUUAAGACCCAAUUCGGGGAUAAACCAAGUGAAAAAAGGCCUUCGAGAUCAGAUUUGAUCGUUUUGGUGGCCCAUAAUGACGAUCCAACAGAUCAGAUGUUCGUUUUCUUUCCUGACGAGCCGAAAAUUGGUAUUAAAACUAUCAAGACUUAUUGUCAAAGAAUGCAAGAUGAAAACAUACAUAGGGCUAUAAUUGUCGUACAAGCCGGUAUGACGCCAUCAGCUAAACAAUCUUUAGUUGACAUGGCACCAAAAUACAUCCUGGAACAAUUUUUGGAGGCAGAAUUAUUGAUUAACAUUACUGAACAUGAGUUGGUCCCCGAGCAUGUUGUAAUGACGCCAGAAGAAAAACAGGAAUUAUUGAUGAGGUACAAAUUGAAGGAGAAUAUGUUGAUGAGGAUUCAAGCUGGUGACCCAGUCGCUAGAUAUUUUGGAUUAAAAAGAGGACAAGUCGUUAAGAUUAUCAGACCUUCAGAAACUGCAGGGCGUUACAUUUCCUAUCGUCUUGUGUGUUAA